This is a messenger RNA of Xiphophorus hellerii (green swordtail), 1770 nucleotides long. RefSeq lists its product as uncharacterized. The record is from RefSeq and is a predicted model, not a curated record. The coding region runs from base 58 to 1107 and encodes 349 amino acids. Gene Ontology annotation, biological process: response to bacterium. NCBI's taxonomy places the organism in Eukaryota, Metazoa, Chordata, Actinopteri, Cyprinodontiformes, Poeciliidae. The transcript is spliced from 6 exons.
GUAGUGUUAGACUGGUGUUUUUUUGUACGUUUGUUGUUUUUCUUUUCAUUCAACACAAUGGCCAAAAAACUAUCUGCUCUGUUUUUUCUCUCUAUGGCUUCCCUGAGUCAAACUGAUGAAAUUCCUCAUCAGAUCUCUUUGAAACUGGUUGAAGUUGGCGGGACUGUUUCUCUGCAUUGUCCAGUUACAAAGACGGAGCGCAAAUUCUUCUACUGGUACAAGCAGCCGCUUGGACAUAUGCUCCAGACAGUUGCCACAGGAAGCUUGACAGAAAAAAAACUGAGUGAACAAUUUAACAACAGUCGCUUUAAUUUAACAGCGGGGGAUUCUCAGUGCUCUCUUACUAUCAAGAAUAUCAGUAAAGAGGAUGAAGCAGCAUAUUUCUGUCAAAGUGGGAGUGCUUAUUUUCAGAGUUUUGCUGCAGGGAUGUACUUGGCCGUAAACGAUCAUGACAGUCAAACACUGACUCAUGUCAGACAAACUCCAGAGACAACAUCAGUCCAGGACGGGGACACAGUUAAUCUCCAUUGUUCUCUUCUCUCCAAGACGUCUGUAAACUCCAGUCAAUGUCCAGCUAAAAACAAUGUGUACUGGUUCAGAGUCGGAUUCGGAGCCUCUCAUUCAAGCUUUAUUUAUACUAACCAAAACAGCUGUGAUGCUCAGCAAAGGAGCUGUGACUACCGACUGUCAAAAACUAUACAGAACUCCUCAGAUACUGGAAUGUAUUACUGUGCUGUGGUCACAUGUGGGAAGAUCCUGUUUGGAGAAGGAACUAAAGUAGAAACAAGUUUAUGUCUCAGUCCAUCUGUCCUUGUACUUAGUGUGUUGUUGGCGUGCUGCGUGACUCUAAUUGUUGCUCUUAUUGUCUACAUAAAACUAAGAGUUGUUGGACAUUGUGAAGGGGCAAAUACAGACCCAUCUGGACGAUGCAAGUCAUCGAGGAACCAGGCAACAAACACAGGCGCUCGUGGAGAUGAAGCCAAUUAUGUAGCUCUUAAUUUCUCCACAAGGAAGACAAAAGGCGUGAAGAAGAGGAUAGAAUCACCACCAGAGUGUGUGUACUCAGCUGUGAGAGGAGGUCAUCCCACACUGCAUGAAAUGUCUUAGAGCAGGACUUGUGUGUGUACAGUUUGGACACAACAUGCUUGCAUGACUGACAACAAAUUAACAUUGUGCAUUUGCUGGUUUUAAAGUUUUGUAGAUUUGACCAUUUAAGUUUUUAACCAGGCUUUUUGCAAACAUUUCUUAUAUGAUUAAAUAUAAAAUGUCUUCGUACAGAAAUUGCUCACAAUAAAGGCUUCACAAUAAAAUGGAGCAAUUUGUGCUUUUUACUGUAAAAUAUAAAAUAUGUAUACUUACUUUGGCAUACAUUUGAAAAAGAUCCUUUGUUUUGCACUAUGAAGUGACAGCUGAUGUGUUUGUGUGAACAACUGUAUUUUACCCAUUUCCCGUAUUAUAGUAAUUACGUUGCCAAUCCCCAAAAUGGGUAAUACUGUGCAUGAAAACUUGCACUGGUAACUGUUUUAUGUUUUUAAAAUCCUUUGGGUAUUAUUGGAAUAUUUGAAAAUAGAUCAGUUGCAUCUUAGAUGUGUUUAAAAAAAAAUAAUUUGUUAUUAAAGCUCCUCAUACCAAUAACACACUAAAUUAAAAAAAUCAUUUAUGCAUUUACAUCUUUAUAUUAUUGUUUUAUAUUGUCAGAUGAAAAUAAAAACAAAUAUAUUCUAUUUCUCCAUAGAGAAGUUGGGGAAAGAACCUAAGGUAUCAUGCUGG